UAAAGCGAUGGAAUUCUGUGAAACAUUUUGUUGGUUUGUAGUAGUGGUCGAAGACGAGAGUUAUUAGCGGUUAUCAGUGAUGGGACAGCGAAAUUCUCGUGUUAUUCCGGUAAAUGAUGGCGCGGUGUACGAUCACCAUCCCAGUACACCCCCAACACCCGACACCGACAAGGCGGAGCAACACUUCCAUCCGUGCGAUGAGCCGCCUGUCGAUGCCGGUGAGGGAGACGCCCAGAGGAGGGAGGAGGAGGAGCGGAGGGAGGCAUGGGGUGAGGAGGAGGAGGAGAUGAAGAGGAAGAGGAAAAAGAAGUUCUGGAGACUGCCCUCUUUCCUCAAAGCUGCCAGAAAACACCUCAAGGUGAUCCGACCGAGUCAGACUGAGGUGCAGCUUAUUGAGCCACCAUCGCCAGCCAGCAGCGCUGAUGAUGACAUUAUGUGCCGCUAUGAGCUCGGUGAUCGUCUGGGGGUAGGCGGGUUUGGCGUCGUUCAUGAAGCGAGUCGUGUGGAGGAUGGCCUUAAGGUUGCAUUGAAAGAUGUCAUGAAGACCCAUGACAUGGAAUAUCUAACUAUUCCUGGUCAUCCAAACCCCCUCCCAGUGGAGAUCGCCCUUACACUCUUGGCCAACAAGGGACCCAGCGCACCAGAGAUUAUAAAGCUGCUGGACUGGCAGGACCAACGGGACAACUAUGUCAUGGUCCUCGAGUGUCCGUCACCGUGUGAGAACUUAGUCAGUUUCUUGGAGGGCCAUGGAGGAAGAAUCGAGGAAGGUUUAGUUCGGCACAUCAUGCGGCAGGCAACGCGGGCGGCUCGCACAUGUUGUCGCCGUGGGGUAUUCCAUGGAGACAUAAAGUUGGAAAACUUCAUUGUGAGCAAGGACACCCUGCAGGUCAAGUUGAUCGACUUUGGGUGUGGGGACCUCAUGAGAAAGUCUGCCUACACGACAUUGUAUGGCACCAUGGAGUACUACCCUCCUGAAUACAGGCUCAAGGGCAAGUACCAUGCGAAGUCUGCAAUGUCGUGGUCUCUUGGGGUCAUCUUGUUCACAAUGCUGUGCGGCCGUUUUCCAACUGACAAUGACCUGCAGAAGACCGAACUAAACCUUUGGUCAGAGCCUGGACUGUCAAAGGACUGCUGCAGUUUGAUCUGUAGUCUGCUCCAGCAUAAAACUAAGCGACGGCUCGGUCUGGGGAAGAUCCUUCAACACGACUGGUUUCAGGUCUCCAUAUAAGUCGUGGGGAAAAGGAGUUUCGACCCCAGAAAUUUCCCAGUCUCCUGUCAGCUUUGCAUCUUGACGGCUGGCAGGAAGACUGUUCAUUCCUCUGUGAAUCCUCUGCAUCUUGCGGAGCCGGCAGGCCAUGGUUGCAUCUUAUGCUAUGGCCAGAAGCAGCAGUACUUGCCAUAUCUGCCGUUACUGUUUGCUUGGGGAUGUGUAUAUAUGUAUAUAAUUUUUUUUAUCAGAGCCUGCAUGAUCUAAAGAAUGCUGCUGAACCAGAGGUUCCUGCCAUGGACAGCUUAAAGGCAUGUAAUGGGCUUCCUCGUCUCAUAGCUCCACUGCCCUGGUUCCUCAGCGGUUACUCUCAUGGCUACCCACAAGUCCAAGGUUUGAUGUCCCAGAGGUUCCUUCUACGGUGCUCCAGGUCUCUCAGUCUUGCUGCUCUGGUACCAGAACUUCCUGUAGUGGCUACCUGGUCUUCAACUCCUUGUCAUGACUGCACGUUCUCAAAAGUUGCCCUGGAUAGUGAGGUCCCUGCAAAGUCAGCUGGGUCCCAGAGGUUCUAGCACUGGCCACUCAGAGAGGUUCAUGCCACGGUCCAGUCUCAGAUGUUCUUCUCAUGGCUGUCUCAGAUGCACUGCUCCAUGUGAUAGAUGCCCCGGGUCCAAGAAGUUUCUGUAAUGGCUGCAUCUGCUCUUUAAAUACUUUUCUCAUGUCAGAAUGGAAGAAAAACUGCUUGCAAUUUAAACUGGAAAGA
Messenger RNA from Carassius auratus (goldfish), 1970 nucleotides. Its product is annotated as serine/threonine-protein kinase pim-2-like. The record is from RefSeq and is a predicted model, not a curated record. Lineage: Eukaryota; Metazoa; Chordata; Actinopteri; Cypriniformes; Cyprinidae. The transcript has 8 exons. Gene Ontology annotation, molecular function: ATP binding; protein serine/threonine kinase activity. Bases 80 to 1228 code for a protein of 382 amino acids. Gene Ontology annotation, cellular component: cytoplasm. Gene Ontology annotation, biological process: negative regulation of apoptotic process; regulation of mitotic cell cycle; protein autophosphorylation.